AAAUAUUUCAACUGAAAGACCGUCAUUAUUCGCAACUCAUCUAUCCGUUUUUGAUUGUUUCGUGUGCUAUUGCUGUAUUUUAGUGAAAUCUAGGAGAAUUUCAAGCUUUCUGUUUUGCAACUAACAUAUUCCUCUGCGUAACAAUGCCUUGCUACACAGUGAAAGUCAAGUGGGGAAAAGAAACCUUUUCGAACGUCGAGGUCAACACGGACGAGGAACCAAUGCUUUUCAAGGCGCAGCUUUACGCGUUAACGGGAGUACAGCCAGAGAGGCAGAAGGUUCUCUGUAAAGGAAUCAGUCUAAAGGAUGACGAGUGGAAUAUGUCUAUCAAAAAUAGCGCUGUUCUAUUGCUGCUUGGAACAAGAGAGGAGGUUCCUCAGGAACCAGUGGAAAAGCCCAAAUUUAUUGAAGAUAUGAACGAAAGUGAACUGGCUUCUGCUUUGGAGUUGCCAGCCGGAUUGACAAAUCUGGGUAAUACAUGUUACAUGAAUGCCACACUUCAAUGUCUCAAAUCGGUCCGUGAACUACGUACCGCUUUGAAAGAUUUCAAGGAGACAUCGAGUGGUUCUACGGGGCUGACAGAUCUUGCAUCGCCUGGCGCCAUUACACUUUCUAUGCGGAACCUUUUCGAAGAUAUGGAAAGAAGUGAUACUGUUACACCAGUGUUGUUUCUACAGAGACUGCAUAUCGCAUUUCCGAAUUUUGCCCAAACUGGCGAGAAUGGAACUUAUCGGCAGCAGGACGCAAACGAGUGUUGGUCUGAGCUGCUGAAAAUGCUCCAGCAGAAGUUACCACCGACGAAAGGAGACUGUGAUCAAGUUGGCAAACAUAGUUCUUUUAUUGAUCAAUGGUUCGGAGGCACUUUUGAUGUUCAGAUGAAAUGUACCGAAGCGGACGAAGAACCUGUUAGCAAAUCCAAGGAAAAUUUUCUGCAGUUGAGUUGUUUUAUCUCUACCGAAGUCAAGUAUAUGCAUUCGGGAAUAAGAUUGAGACUGAAGGAGCAACUUACAAAAAGAUCCCCUACGUUAGAACGCGAUGCAGUGUACACUAAAACGUCCCUUAUAAGUCGUCUGCCGGCAUAUUUGACCGUUCAGUUCGUUCGGUUCCAGUAUAAGGGCAAGGAAGGAAUAAACGCUAAAGUUCUGAAGGACAUCAAAUUUCCGAUUGAGUUUGAUGCAUUCGAACUGUGCACACCGGAGCUUCAGACCAAACUGUCGCCGGUGCGAGCUAAAUUCAAGGAAAUUGAAGACGCAGAAUUGGAGCGCAAUCUCAAGGGAAAGAACAAAAGUAAGGCGGAACUUGAAAGCGAAAAGCCGAAAACAACUCCAAAGCCGUACUGUUUUGAAGAUGAUUUGGGAAGUAACAACAGCGGAUACUAUACACUGCAGGCCGUGCUGACUCACCAGGGCCGGUCUAGUUCUUCCGGUCAUUAUGUGGGUUGGGUCCGCCAGAAAGGAGACCAGUGGAUCAAGUUCGAUGAUGACUAUGUUUCCCCCGUCGACACGGAUGCAAUUUUGAAACUGUCCGGUGGAGGCGAUUGGCACUGCGCUUAUGUAUUAGUUUAUGGACCUAAGAUACUGGAACUACCAGCGGACGAGGAAAAGACUGUUACCGACGCUGCUGGCGGAGAUGGUAACCCGACGACAACGGAUACAGCGUCCAGCGAGAAAAUGACUGUCGAUUAAACUAUUCCACAAUCCGGAUAUUAGUUUUGUUGGGAGUGAGUGGAAUGGUUUCGUAUUCCGCGUUAUUCUGUAACUUCAUAUUUCCAUUUGGAUUUCUGCCACGACUGCAUAUUCGGGAAAAAUGACAAGUUAAUCGGUCGAUAGAUAGCGCUGAGAUGAACACCUUUUUUGAAAUAAAAUGAAGACAUUUGUUUAUUUAA
Molecule: messenger RNA, 1885 nt
Organism: Topomyia yanbarensis
Lineage: Eukaryota; Metazoa; Arthropoda; Insecta; Diptera; Culicidae
Gene: Usp14
Product: ubiquitin carboxyl-terminal hydrolase 14
Exons: 8
Coding region: 144-1685 (513 amino acids)
Biological process (GO): proteasome-mediated ubiquitin-dependent protein catabolic process; protein deubiquitination; regulation of proteasomal protein catabolic process
Molecular function (GO): cysteine-type deubiquitinase activity; proteasome binding; protein binding
Source: RefSeq, a predicted model, not a curated record